This is a messenger RNA of Abrus precatorius (Indian licorice), 516 nucleotides long. Its product is annotated as auxin-induced protein 6B-like. The coding region runs from base 114 to 392 and encodes 92 amino acids. The transcript has a single exon. The record is from RefSeq and is a predicted model, not a curated record. Lineage: Eukaryota; Viridiplantae; Streptophyta; Magnoliopsida; Fabales; Fabaceae. Gene Ontology annotation, biological process: response to auxin.
AUUUUGAACCAACGGAAAUCAUUCACAUCCUAAAGCAUUCAAAAUUCAAAAACCUCCAAUCCCAAGCUUUUUAGACUGUUAUCUUCUCAAGUCUCGGCACAUACAAUACAACAAUGGGUUUUCGUUUACCUAGUAUAAGAAGGGCUUCACUUUCUGCUUACCAAGCAUCUUCAAAAGCAGUUGACACACCAAAGGGCUAUCUUGCAGUGUAUGUCGGAGAGAGAAUGAAGCGGUUUGUGAUUCCCAUAUCAUACUUAUACCAACCUUCUUUCCUUGACUUGUUAAGUCAAGCGGAGGAAGAGUUUGGAUAUGAUCAUCCCAAGGGUGGUCUUACAAUUCCUUGCAGUGAAGAUGUCUUCCAACAUGUAGUUUAUAGAUUGCAUGAGCUAUAAAUCUCACACUAGCUAGGAGACUGACCUAGAUUAGUAUAGACAUUUUGUACCAUAGGCAUCUUCUCAACUUGUAAAGGUCUCCUUUUCUUGAGAAAUAGGGGAAAAAAAGAUCAUUACAAUGACA